This is a messenger RNA of Cylindrotheca closterium, 426 nucleotides long. NCBI's taxonomy places the organism in Eukaryota, Bacillariophyta, Bacillariophyceae, Bacillariales, Bacillariaceae. The record is from the annotation of a GenBank genome assembly.
AUGGCCCAAAACAAGAUUCUCUAUUGUGCAAAGCUCGGCAAGAACAUGCACAGAUCAGCCCACUUCAAAUUGAACAAGCAAACUUUUAAGUCAAACAUAAUGCUUAAGUUUGUGACGAAGGCGAUGGAUAUCAAGCUUCGAGGUGAAGCCAAUUUCACAACUACUCUUGAAGAUCCAAUUGAACUCUUGAAAUGUAUUGAACAAUUCAUGAAGAAGAGUGCCAAUGCUGAGUAUGACUUAUUCACAACUACUCUUGAAGAUCCAAUUGAACUCUUGAAAUGUAUUGAACAAUUCAUGAAGAAGAGUGCCAAUGCUGAGUGUGACUUCUCGGAUUUUUUGGGAAGCGAAUCAAAAGUUCUUUGCCAUGAAGCAAGGAACAAACAAAAACUUGAUGCAUUUCAAGGAACAAUUCUUGAGACAGGCUGA